AAGAAGGAAGCAGCAGAAGAAGAAGAAGAAGUGUUUCCGGUGCGGCCUGUCGUUUCGGCGGUGGUUUGUUGUUAAGUCAGUUAAAUCAGUUAACUUUGUUAGAUUUGUGUGAUUAAAACCCCCCCGGACACUAAACCCUCCUCGCGCUCCUUCUGAGCCGCUCAGCUCGCAGAGAUGUCGUCUGGACUCCUGGAGCCUCCUGCAGAAGAGCAGCUCUGUGUGUUCCUGCUGAGAGAGGGGGGUGGGGGGGGGGAGGAGGAGGGAGGUGGGCUGCCAGUGGGAGAGUCCAGAGGACGGGGGGAGGAGGGAGGUGGGCUGCCAGAGCGACUCAGCAGAGAGGAGAGACGCUGCUGUCCAGGUCGACCUCAGCUGGAGACACACAGGUUCUUCUGAAAUGCUGCUACAGUGUUUUGCAGUCAGACCGGAUGGACCUGACGGGGGGGCCCUUCUGCAGCACUGCACCACCAACCGCACCAGAACCAGAACUAUCAAACCCUCCAGGUCCCAGAGGAGGCUUCAGCGGUCCAACACUGCCAAACAAAGUCUUGCUACGCGUCGCCACCGCCGUGUGUCCCUUGUUACUAACCCCCACGAGGAGGAGGAGGAGGAGGAGGAGGAGGAGGAGGAGGAGGAGGAGGAGGAGGUGGUGGUGGAGGAGGACACAGGGGACCCCACCUGGACUCCACCUGAUGGAGACGACUCCCCCCCGUCUGCCUCGGCUCUCGAGGAUGUCCAGCCGGACUCAGAGUCCCAGCAUGCACCUCUGUUGGCGGUGAAGCUGGAGCCGGAAAUCACCAUGUGUGAGGUGUGCGGUAAAGUGAUGAAGAACAAGGCGAGCCUGGCCCGACACUCCUUCAUCCACACGGGGAAGAAGCCGUUCGCCUGCCACCUGUGUGAGCUGCGCUUCAACCGCCGCGACAACCUGCAGCACCACCUGAACCGGCUGCACCCUAACGGCGUCGCCAAGCUGGAGAAGCAGCGCGAGGUGCAGGCGUGGCUGUGCGCCGCCUGCGGGAAGACCUUCAGCUGCCGGUCCCGGCUGAAGACUCAUGAGGUCAUCCAUUCGGGCGUGAAACCGUACCGCUGCGACCUCUGCCCCAAAGCCUACAUGAGGACCAACGACCUGGAGCACCACAAGAAGAUCGUCCACGUGGAUGGCGGCGCAGAGCCUCAGCAGGCGAGCUCGCUGCUCUGCGACUUCUGCGGCAAAGAGUUUAAGUGCCGGUCGCAGCUGGCCGUGCACUUCCAGACGCACACCGGAGAGCGGCCGCACCUCUGCGACAUCUGCGGACGUAAGUUUGGCCGUCAGUACCAGCUGAAGCGCCACAAGAUCCUGGUCCACGCCAACCGGCGGAACGGCGAGGAGAACCUGCCGCCCAACACGUCGUUCACCUGCAGCGUCUGCGGGAAACGACUAAAGUCUGAAGCGUUGCUCUCCGCACACUCCCGUAUCCACUCGGGGGACAAACCUCACCGCUGCGGUAUCUGUCUGCGCAGCUUCCAGCGCGCCAUUUGCCUGAAGCAGCACCACGUACGCGUCCACCUGAGGGUCCGAGUCAACGAGGCGGCGCACGCCAUUGGGCGCAGGAAGAGCACAUCGUCGGCGAAGACGUUCCCGUGCUCGAUCUGCAGCAAAGUUUUCAAGUUCAGGUCUCUGCUGUCGAGCCACUCGCUGAUCCACAGCGAGAAUCGACCGUAUGGCUGCGACUUCUGCAGCCGCAGCUUCAGACGCCUCAGCCACCUGAAGAGACACCGCGAGGUCGUCCACGCCAACGGAGCGCGGCCGCCACAGACCUUCGUCUGCCACAUCUGCGGCAAAGACAAGAAGUGCCGCUCGCAGCUCGCCAGGCACGUCAUCAUCCACACCGGGGAGCGGCCGUUCGCUUGCGACCUCUGCACCGCAUGCUUCAACCGCCGUGGGAACCUGCAGCAGCACAGGAAGCGCAUGCAUGGCGUGGGGAAGUCACCCGCAGAGGAAGCUCCGCCCAUCCUGUUUGAUGACGACAUGACGCCCGCUCUGACCUACAAACAGGAAGAGACUGUGGUGGCUGUGGACGCCGCAGCUGAAGGCUGUGAGGCAGCGGCGAGCGACGACACGGACGCCGUUCAGCAGCUCGUCACCUGAACACCCCCCCCGCAUUUCUUCUCAACUUUGAACGUUAACGCUGAUGAAACUCAAACAGACCACGUGUCCUCGUUCUGCCACAACAACAUUGGUAACGUUGGCAGAAAUUUGCAGAACCUCCUUAGGUUCUGCUGACAGUGAAACGGGUUCUUGUUCUACGUUCUGUUGGAACGCUGCGACACAUCUGAGAUCAAAUAUCAAUUUCCCCAAAUUGUUUCGAUUUUUAAAGGAGAAUUAAAGACGUCAGAAACUAACAAACGGUUCUUUUUCUCACGUGAUCCUCAGCAUGUAGAGUCUACCGCCUCUCCUUGUUUCCUCUAGGGUUAUUGCUUUGGAGGGGGGCUCACCGUGUGUGGGGCGGUUUCCAUAUAGCUCUCUCUCUCUCUCUCUCUCUCUCUCUCUCUCUCUCUCUCUCUCUCUCUCUCUCUCUCUCU
Molecule: messenger RNA, 2559 nt
Organism: Cottoperca gobio
Lineage: Eukaryota; Metazoa; Chordata; Actinopteri; Perciformes; Bovichtidae
Product: zinc finger protein 708-like
Exons: 4
Coding region: 395-2125 (576 amino acids)
Biological process (GO): regulation of DNA-templated transcription
Molecular function (GO): DNA-binding transcription factor activity, RNA polymerase II-specific; RNA polymerase II cis-regulatory region sequence-specific DNA binding
Source: RefSeq, a predicted model, not a curated record